Molecule: messenger RNA, 3879 nt
Organism: Camellia sinensis
Lineage: Eukaryota; Viridiplantae; Streptophyta; Magnoliopsida; Ericales; Theaceae
Product: autophagy-related protein 18g-like
Biological process (GO): response to starvation; autophagy
Cellular component (GO): cytoplasm
Molecular function (GO): protein binding
Source: RefSeq, a predicted model, not a curated record
ACACCUCCAAACCUCCCUUCCAAACGGAGCUAAUAAUGAUUAGUAAAAAGAGAGCCUUCUGUGAUGUAAUAGUGAGUGAAAAAUCGGAAUGAUAAGAAGAUAUUCCCAAACACACUCAUCAGCUCUCAACGGCGAAAACAUUUCGGCAAAUUUCAAAUCAAAAUCAAAAUCAAAAUCAAAAUAUAGAUAAUAGAGUUUUUACUUACAGGCUUACAGCACAAACAACAGGCGGAGUAUAAAUAGGUGUAGAGAGAUAAAAUAGCUUUUUAGUCAAACCUAAGAAACUGGAAGAAGAACUAGUACUACUGCGAACGCGAGGAGGAGAGAGAAUCGUGUUGGAUUGCGAUCGGAGUAUCGGAUGAUCGUUGUUGAUCGGGGAUGGUCGUCGGCGGAGGCGGAGGGCGGCGGAGGAGUUGGAUUUUCUGGUGAGUCGGUGGUGGUGGUGGUGGUUGGGAGGGGUUUAGGUGAAGGAUGAAGAAGGGGAAGGGGAAGAACAGUGGGUUGUUGCCUAAUUCAUUGAAGAUUAUAUCGUCUUGUAUCAGGACUGUUUCCACAAAUGCUAGCACCGUCGUCCGCUCCGCCGGGGCUUCCGUCGCCGCUUCCAUUACUGCUUCUUCCGAUGAUCGCAAAGAUCAGGUAACUUGGGCUGGCUUUGACAAACUUGAGUUUGGUCCUAAUGCCUUCAAACAUGUUCUGUUACUUGGUUAUCAGAACGGUUUCCAGGUCUUUGAUGUUGAGGAUGCCUCUAACCUCAGUGAAUUGGUUUCAAAGCGUGAUGGUCCAGUUACAUUCUUACAGAUGCUGCCAGUUCCUACAAAAUGUGAUGGUGAUGAAGGAUUCAGAUCGUCGCAUCCUUUGCUGUUGGUUGUUGCAGGGGAUGAACCUAACAGCUCAAGCCUGGGUCAAACUAGUGGCCAUUUGCGUGAUUCGGGGAGAGAUGGUACCUUAGAGCCUCAAUCAGGGAACUAUGUCAACUCCCCUACGGCUGUUCGAUUUUACUCUCUCAGGUCUAACUGUUUUGUGCACGCGCUGAAGUUCCGGUCAACUGUGUGUAUGGUUAGAUGUAGUCCUCGAAUAGUGGCUGUGGGUCUUGCAACACAAAUAUACUGCAUUGAUGCACUUACGCUUGAGAAUAAAUUCAGUGUUCUCACCUAUCCGGUGCCUCAGUUUGGAGGACAAGGAAUGGUUGGGGUCAAUUUUGGUUAUGGUCCGAUGGCAGUGGGUCCAAGGUGGUUAGCUUAUGCUUCUGACAACCCACUUGUAGUAAACAUGGGCCGCUUAAGCCCAAAGAACCUUACUCCGUCUCCAGGUGCUAGCCCAUCAACAUCACCCAGCAGCGGUAGUUUGAUGGCCCGUUAUGCAAUGGAAUCUAGCAAACAGCUGGCUGCUGGUAUAAUGAAUCUAGGUGAUAUGGGAUACAAAACUCUGUCUAGAUACUGUCCAGAUGGGUCAAGUUCUCCAGUACCAUCAAGUUCAGGCUGGAAAGUUAGUAAGCUUGCAGCUUCAGAAACAGAAAAUACUGGAAUGGUUGUUAUUAAGGAUUUUGUUUCUCGAGCGGUUAUAUCGCAAUUUAGGGCUCAUACCAGUCCAAUAUCUGCACUAUGUUUUGAUCCAAGUGGAACCCUUCUGGUUACUGCUUCAGUACAUGGAAAUAACAUAAAUAUCUUCCGGAUCAUGUCAUCUUGUAUACGCAGUGGAUCAGGCAAUCAAACCAAUGAUUGGAGCUCUGCUCAUGUCCAUCUUUACAAGUUGUAUCGUGGAAUAACAACAGCUAUCAUCAAAGACAUUUGCUUCAGUAAUUAUAGUCAGUGGAUUGCUAUUAUCUCAAACAAGGGGACUUGCCAUAUCUAUGUUCUCUCUCCUUUUGGUGGUGAUGCUGGCUUUCAAACUCUCAAUUAUCAUGGCGAAGAUACCUCCUUGUAUCCAGUUUUGUCUCUACCAUGGUGGUCUACUUCAUCUUUCAUUAUUAACCAGCAUUCUUCUCCACCGCCACCUCCUGUUACCCUCUCUGUGGUUAGCCGGAUAAAAGAUAAUUGCUCUGGGUUGCUUAAUUCAGUUACUAAUGCUGCUGCUUCUGCAGCAGGAAAGAUUUCUGUGCCAUCUGGUGCUGUUGCUGCUGUUUUUCAUAAUGCCAUGUAUUAUGGCUUUCGAGAUGUUCAGUCAAGGGCGAGUUCCUUGGAGCAUUUGUUGGUUUAUACUCCAUCAGGUCAUGUUGUUCAAUAUGAACUUCUGCCAUCAGUCGGGGUAGAACGAAGUGAUAGUGGUUUAAGAACUAGGUCAGGUUCCUACAUGCAUACCCAAGAUGUAGAGUUAAAGGUGAAGGUUGAACCUGUUCAAUGGUGGGAUGUAUGCAGAAGAUCAGACUGGCCAGAGAGAGAAGAAUCUAUUUCUGGGACUACCUUUGCCAGACAGGAAGUUGCAGAGAUAAUUGGCAAUAACUAUAGAACAAAUUUUCUCGACAUGAAUGACAGCGAUGGGGGGAAACACAUGGUGAAAAGUGAUUCACUAAAGCCACAUGGGAGAUCACAUUGGUAUCUAUCCAAUGCAGAGGUGCAUAUAAACUCUGGGAGAUUACCAAUCUGGCAAAAAUCCAAGAUUCGCUUCUAUAUGAUGAGUCCUCCAAGAGUCAAAGGUUACGUGGCUGGGGAGCUUGAAAUUGAGCAGAUCCCAUUUCAAGAAGUGGAAAUAAAACGGAAGGAUUUAUUGCCUGUUUUUGAUCAUUUCCAUAGCAUCAAGUCAAACUGGAAUGACAGAGGGCUUUUGGGGGAAACAUAUCCUAAUGCUUCCAUUUUGGGGCUUCAUCAAGUUAGAAACAAGGUCGCUGAAGAAACUGUUUUUUUCCAUUCAAAUCCAGCAUCACUUAGCUCCACUGAAAGCUCAGAAGGAGGAUCAUCGAGAAGAACUGAUAAUUUACUUGAUUUGGAUUCAAAUGAAUGCAGUAAACCUAUACACCCGUUAGUGGAUACUGUGAAUACAUUAAAUCGGGAAAGAAGAGGGAAUACCAAUGUUGAGUCCUCCGUACUGAACCAGAAAUCCUUGGCUGUUGUAUCUUUGCCUUCUGAGCAUUCAAAGAACAGUGAUUGUCAUGUCGAUGACACUGUGCCUUCCUGUAGAAGAGCUAUUGCUGAAGCAGCUCUGACUUCAGAUGCUUUUGAUUCUGCUAUGAAUACGAGCCUGGAGGGUUCUACACCUUCAAGACUGCAAAAUAUUGUGGAUUUUGGGCCAUUUUUUCGGGAGGGUUACUGCAGAGUGUUGGAGCUCAAUGGAUGCCACAACGUAACUGAAGUUGUAGCUGAUCAUGUGACCUGCAGCGAAAAGAACUGUGAGAGCCUAAACCCCGAAGAUGAUGAGGAGAAUGAUGAAUUGCUAGGUGGGAUGUUUUCUUUCUCCGAGGAAGGUUGAUUCAUAGCCUCCCGGAGGAGAACUGCCGAAUGCAUGUUAUUUACAGAAUCAUUGCUUUCCAAAUAUUGUGAAAAUGGUUUUCGAUUAAUUACUGAAGGUAAUAGUGAUUGCAUCCGUCAAGAAUCACAGUGCAAGUGUUUGCAAUACUGUGCAUAUGAGCGGGGUGCAUGUUUAUGUCAUAACAAGCCAGUGUAUGUGAUCGAUCUCUCUCAUGUACAUUUUGUAGAUGAAAGUUUAUAAUUCACGGAGGGUCUAGCAUGGGUCCGGAGGAUUAAGUUUCCGACUCUUGGAAGAAGUAGGUUUGGGGUUUUCACUGCCUAGUCUUUUCUUUCAAGCUGCCUGUAGAGCCAUAUUUCAAUUUCGGUAUUGAUUAAGUUCUCUCCAAAUUGUAUAAAUAUUUUAUCUUCAAAAAUAGAAAAAAAAAAUGUGGAAAUGGAAAGGGAUGAAAGUACGUUUCGAUCGCAAUUUUUUUUAUUA